Molecule: messenger RNA, 348 nt
Organism: Hansenula anomala
Lineage: Eukaryota; Fungi; Ascomycota; Saccharomycetes; Phaffomycetales; Wickerhamomycetaceae
Gene: MRP17
Product: mitochondrial 37S ribosomal protein bS6m
Exons: 2
Coding region: 1-348 (115 amino acids)
Biological process (GO): translation
Cellular component (GO): ribosome; mitochondrial small ribosomal subunit
Molecular function (GO): structural constituent of ribosome; small ribosomal subunit rRNA binding
Source: RefSeq, a predicted model, not a curated record
AUGUUGUACGAACUUAUCGCUAUUGCUCGUGUUGUGAAUCCAAUAGAACAUACCAGGGAAGCCAAAGAAGUCGCUACUACCCUAGGUAGAUUAAUUAUACAAAAUAGAGGUGUUGUGAGAAAAAUACAAUCCAUGGGAAAUGAAACUUUGCCUAAGAUAAUGAGAAAGGAUCAAGAACGUCAUUUUCAAGGUCAUAGAUUCCUUAUGUUAUUCGAUUCAAGUGCGCCUGUUCAGUCUGAAAUUCUACGGACAUUAAAAGCUGAUCCACGUAUUAUUAGAUCUUAUAUGCAAAAGGUUAGUGAUAAAAACCUUGAUCCUGGUUCUUCGUUGGAUAGAGCUGGACGCUAA